This is a messenger RNA of Odocoileus virginianus texanus, 1050 nucleotides long. The record is from RefSeq and is a predicted model, not a curated record. Lineage: Eukaryota; Metazoa; Chordata; Mammalia; Artiodactyla; Cervidae.
GGUCCCUCCUUCAGGAGCAUCAGGGCAGCCCAGCAAAGUGGCAGGGUCACAGCAAGGGUUCAGAGGCUACAGGGAACCUGUCUGGCCUGUCCCCUCUCAGAUACACUGAAGUCCAGUUCACGCUCAUUUAUUGUACCAGGUACCAGCCUGGUCGUCAGCCUGCUGGAGAGUUUGGGGGAAACCCUGAAGUCCGUUUGCAAAACCUGUGUGCAGAUGAGCAACAGUCAGCCAAGUCAGUGACAGGGUGGAGGAUGCACACAGUGGGUGUGCAGGCCUGGGAGGGAGAAAUGAGAGUCACGUGGUGAAACAAAGAGAUUCACGGGAUUCUUCAGUGGGCCAGUUUUCAUUGCCAUAGACCUGGGUUUGAUCGCUGGUCGGGAACUAAGAUCCCACAAGCCUCAGGGUGUAGCUCCCCACCCCACCCCCCAAAAAAUAAGAAACAAAGGGAUUUUUUUUUUUUAAGUCCUUCUCUGAAUGGCGCUCGCCCAAGCAUGGUCCCUCACCAAUGGUCCCUCACUUGCCGCCCCCAGGGGCCUGCGAAGCUUCCUUGGCGUGCUCCACCUGCCACGUGUAUGUGAGUGAGGACCACCUGGACCUUCUGCCGCCUCCUGAUGAGAGGGAGGACGACAUGCUGGAUAUGGCCCCCCUCCUCCAAGAGAACUCCCGGCUGGGCUGCCAGAUCGUGCUGACGCCUGAACUGGAAGGGGCCGAAUUCACCCUGCCCAAGAUCACCAGAAACUUCUAUGUGGAUGGCCACGUCCCCAAGCCCCACUGACAGGCGCAGCUGGACGGUCCCAGGCACUGAUGACCCCAGGGCCAGGACUGGAAGAACACAGCCAAGAUGCCAGCCCAGCCCAGGGCGCGGACAGAUCCGAGAGAGAUGGCGGAAGCACCCAGAAAGUCAAAACCCUGGCUUCAGAGAGAUCCCAUGUCCCAGCUCUGGUGGGGCCAGGUCCCCUAUUGGGGCCGCCUCAACCAAGCUCCUGAGAAUGGCGGUGUGGAUAGGGGUGGAAUCUAAUUGGAGCGAUAAUAAAACUGUCUCACAGAUAA